AAAUGUCAAUAGAUUGCUGUCAAAAUUUCCGCUGCAGAUAUUCGUCACUAGUUUUCCUUUCCCAGUACAAAAUUUUGCUACCUAUUUAUCAGCGAAUAUCGUAUAAAAUAUUGCUGUCUGGACACUGAGGACGCCCACGAAUAGAAACAUCGACGAAUAGUACUCGAGAGAAUAGAAAAUUAGAAGCCAUGGGAGGACUAUUCAGCUACUUCCGUGGUCUGCUGGGGAAUCGAGAAAUGCGUAUACUGAUUCUCGGAUUGGAUGGCGCCGGCAAAACAACUAUUUUGUACCGACUACAGGUGGGAGAGGUUGUCACGACGAUACCCACGAUUGGAUUCAACGUCGAGCAAGUCACAUACAAAAACCUCAAGUUCCAGGUGUGGGAUUUGGGUGGACAGACCAGUAUAAGACCAUACUGGCGAUGUUAUUACAGCAACACAGAUGCUAUAAUUUACGUAGUCGAUUCCGCAGAUAAGGAUAGAAUAGGCAUUUCUAAAGACGAACUUUUGUAUAUGUUAAGGGAAGACGAGCUAGCCGGCGCAAUCCUGGUGGUGCUAGCGAACAAACAAGACAUGGAGGGCUGCAUGAGUGUGGCGGAAGUGCACCAAGCGCUUGGUUUGGAAGCCCUCAAGAACCGAACGUUCCAAAUUUUCAAAACAUCCGCUACCAAAGGUGAGGGACUCGAUCAGGCAAUGGACUGGUUAGCGAAUGCGUUACAAUCGCGGAAAUAGCCCGCUGACGUUCGGGAGAACUCUCUUGCCAACCAAUGGGCAAGGAAUGAUUACAACAAACAUUCAUUAAGCGAAAAAUGAAGAAAAUGGGAGGAGAAAAUUAUUACCAGUAGUCGUUUUUCCCCUCAACACAUAAUUUACAAUAUACUGAGCGCAUUGAAGGAUAUGAGAGAAGUGAGGAAGAUUCCUGUAUUACUUGAACAGUUUGAAGUACGCAGUGCGAAUUGAUAUCCCUCCCCAAAAAUAUCUGGAAACAUCGAAUGUGUCACACGUGUCUAGCAUUUUUUUUUUUGUUAUUUUCGUUUUAUAUGCCGGUUCUCUUGUAAGAGUAUUUGGUCCGUUAAAACGAUUCUUGUCGCAUUAAUUUAAACUGUCGUAAAUAAAAAUAAUAUAUACACAUACAA
Messenger RNA from Toxorhynchites rutilus septentrionalis, 1135 nucleotides. It is a transcript of the gene Arl1, whose product is annotated as ADP-ribosylation factor-like protein 1. The record is from RefSeq and is a predicted model, not a curated record. The transcript has 4 exons. Gene Ontology annotation, molecular function: GTPase activity; GTP binding. Gene Ontology annotation, biological process: vesicle-mediated transport; intracellular protein transport. Bases 189 to 731 code for a protein of 180 amino acids. Gene Ontology annotation, cellular component: Golgi apparatus; cytoplasm. Lineage: Eukaryota; Metazoa; Arthropoda; Insecta; Diptera; Culicidae.